Linepithema humile (Argentine ant) is the source of this 1666-nucleotide messenger RNA. RefSeq names its product alpha-L-fucosidase-like. Gene Ontology annotation, biological process: fucose metabolic process; glycoside catabolic process. Lineage: Eukaryota; Metazoa; Arthropoda; Insecta; Hymenoptera; Formicidae. Gene Ontology annotation, molecular function: alpha-L-fucosidase activity. Gene Ontology annotation, cellular component: lysosome. The record is from RefSeq and is a predicted model, not a curated record.
UUACAAUUGCAUGUAUGUAUAAGUAAAAUAAUAUCAGUCAAUAAUGUGAUCUUUGUUUAUAAAAAUAUGUAAUCGAUUUAAUCUAAUCUCAAUAUACAUAGAGUAACACAAAUGAUACACAGAAGUAGAGUCUGCCAAGAUUUAAGAACAGCGGAUAAGAGAAUAAAAGACGCAUUUGAUGCUUUCUGCUUUCAGUAUAACGUUUGAAGGCAUAAUGCUGUUUUUACAUAUUUUCUGUGUUUUGUUCAUUGGCUGCGUAUCAAGCGAGUAUUUUGUUUUAACGAAAACAAAUACAGAUAAUUUUGUGCCGCUUUCGACAGAAACACCCAAAUAUGUUCCAACUUGGUCUAGUCUAGACAAUCGACCGCUUCCAUCCUGGUACGAUGAUGCAAAACUUGGAAUCUUUAUUCACUGGGGUGUAUUCAGUGUACCUAGUUUUAGCUCUGAGUGGUUCUGGAAACAUUGGAAAGAUGAAAUUUUUUAUGGAAAAUUUCAUAAAUUUAUGAAAGAAAGAUAUCCUCCAAACUUUACUUAUCAAGACUUUGCACGUGAUUUUACUGCUGAAUUCUUCGAUGCAUCUCAGUGGGCUGAAAUAUUUAAAGCGUCAGGUGCAAAAUAUAUUGUACUGACAAGCAAGCAUCAUGAAGGAUAUACAUUAUGGCCAUCAAAAUAUUCAUUUAGUUGGAAUUCUAUGGAUGUGGGACCUAAUAAGAAUCUUGUUGGUGAACUGGAAUUUGCAAUUCGAAAUAAAACAAACUUAAAGUUUGGCUUAUACCAUUCUAUGUUUGAAUGGUUCAACCCUCUUUAUGUAGCUGAUAAAAGAAACAAUUUUACAACAGAUACAUUUGUGACUCAAAAAACAAUGCCAGAGUUACAUGAAUUAGUAGAAAUUUACAAGCCAGAUAUAAUAUGGUCAGAUGGGGAUGGAGAAGCACCAGACACUUAUUGGAAAUCAAAGGAAUUUUUAGCAUGGUUAUACAAUGAAAGUCCUAUAAAAGAUACAGUGGUGGUGAACGAUAGAUGGGGCCAAAAUAUACAAUGCCACCAUGGUGGUUUUUAUACAUGUGAUGAUCGCUUCAAUCCUGGUGUACUUCUUCCACACAAAUGGGAAAAUUGUAUGACUAUUGAUAAAAACUCUUGGGGAUUCCGCAGAAAUGCUAUUUUAUCCGACUAUUUUACAUCGGCAGGAUUAGUAAAAGAAUUAAUAACCACUGUAAGUUGCAAUGGAAAUUUACUGGUGAAUGUUGGACCAACAAAAGAUGGCAUUAUUUCACCAAUAUUUGAAGAUAGAUUGCGUGGAUUGGGCGCUUGGUUGGCGAUUAACGGAGAAGCCAUUUAUAAUACUAAACCUUGGACUGCGCAAAAUGAUACUUUGACAGGGAGUGUUUGGUACACGCAAAGUAAAGAUGAAAGCCAGCUAUAUGCCUCAAUUCUAGAAUGGCCGGAUAAUAAUACAUUGUUCUUAGGUUCGGUUAAAAGUAUUCCAUCAAAUACUCAAAUACAAUUACUUGGCUAUUCGUCAAUAAUUCCUUGGAAGCAAUCCAGAGAUAAAUUAGAAGUAAAUUUGCCUGCUGACGCACACAGAGGACAGGCAGCUUGGGUAUUAAAGAUUAAGAAAUAAUUACAUAUAAGAUGUAUUCUAUAAAAAUGAGUUUUCAGAGACAUA